AUCUAUCAGGCAACACGUUGCUUUGUGAUGUCAUCAUCUCGCUUCUGUUUCCUGACUCUUACCCACAAUGCACCUGCCAGGAAGCGUUGAAUUGCAGUUGGCGCGCCGCUGGAUGUAAACAGUCAACACGAGGAGACGCGGCGGAAGUGUUCUCACUCGCAGGUCAGUUCAGCUCCAGUCGUCCAUCUGUCCUCCCCGCUGACACUUCGACCAUGACAUCGACGCUACCCAACUCCAGAAUAAUGUUAACUCGAGGCGGCAGUGCGGAAGCAGCGGACUUUUAAGCGACCAUGUGCUAUUCUGUUGCGUUAUGGAGACACAACGCGUUGAAGAGCUGUAUAGAAAUCCCCGUUUAGUUUCCCUGUGUGGGAAGAUCAUCUUAUUUGAUCACAAGCGAGCUUCAGGCAAAAGCAACAGCAGAAAAAGUGAGUUAACAUUCCGCAGCUUGUCGUAUGAUCGGGGGAGCAACAAGUUCCUGAAGGAUGGAGCAGCUGUCAUCAGCAGGAAAACACCCGCCCACGUGGACAUCGUAAACUGCAAAUGUGCCUUAGACCUCCAGAGGAGAGUAACCACACCGUGUGUAGUAGUGGCACAGAGGGGGGAGAGAGGAGAUGGCUUCUUGUAUAGCCUGCUAACAAUGUGUGGCUCACACAGACUGGAGUCGUGCUUUGAGUUUAAGCUUCCUUAUCAGAUAAAGGGGGCUGCGUCCAUCCUCCAGGGCCCCACAGUGUUGUGGAGUCACGCUGGUUAUGUCUUCUAUACGUCUCCGCAGGCAGGAGAGGUGAAGCAGAUUCCCCUGCAGUUGUCCCACAGUGUGUUUGGAGAACUCCCCCUCCUCAGAGGUCAAGUAUUUGUUCUUGGGCUGAAAAAUGAGUGCGAUCAGCCCUCAGGCCAAACCCUGGGUUAUUUCCCUCAGAGUGGACAAGCUUUCGAUGGCUCUCUGAUUCUACCUCACCCCUACAUUGGAAUCACACGAUGCAUCUUGGCGCUCUCGGCCGAGGUAGUGGACGGGGCCCUGAAAUCUGCUGUGGUUGCAGCGACUUCUCACCAGCAGCUCGUUUAUUUCCAGAGUGGGGUUGUGAAAGACAUGUGUCCGCUCCCCUUCCAGCAGCCCGAAGACAUUCAGUUGGUCAACUGUGGAAGGAAUGGCUGCCUGUUGGUCAUAUCCUUCCACCAGGGAAAUGUUUGCGCUCUAUGGAAGGAAACAUUUCAGAUAGCCUGCCACUGGUCAGGUGUCAGCUCUGUCCAUGUGGAUGACUUCCUGGGAUGUGGAACAGACCAGAUCCUCUUGGUUUUUAAGGAUGAGAGAGUAACAGGACAGCCGCUAGACAAGUUCCUCAUCACAGACCUCUGUGGUAUUUCAUAUUCUCAUGGACAGGACACUGAUGAUCCAAAGCAAUCUUCUCCUCCACCAGAGAACAACCUUCUUACUCUUCAAGCCUUGGAGUCCAGACUACAGGUGAACAUCACUGCAUUA
This is a messenger RNA of Paralichthys olivaceus (Japanese flounder), 1477 nucleotides long. The record is from RefSeq and is a predicted model, not a curated record. Lineage: Eukaryota; Metazoa; Chordata; Actinopteri; Pleuronectiformes; Paralichthyidae.